Messenger RNA from Triticum urartu, 636 nucleotides. Its product is annotated as agamous-like MADS-box protein AGL80. Gene Ontology annotation, molecular function: protein dimerization activity; DNA-binding transcription factor activity, RNA polymerase II-specific; cis-regulatory region sequence-specific DNA binding. Gene Ontology annotation, biological process: positive regulation of transcription by RNA polymerase II. NCBI's taxonomy places the organism in Eukaryota, Viridiplantae, Streptophyta, Magnoliopsida, Poales, Poaceae. The record is from RefSeq and is a predicted model, not a curated record.
AUGGCUCGCAAGAAGGUGGCCCUCCGGUAUAUCCGCAAUGACUCGACGCGGCUCAAUACCUUGAAGAAGCGUACCAAGUACCUGAUGAAGAAGGCCGGUGAGGUGGCCACCUUGUGCAAUGCCAAGGCCUGUGUGCUGGUGUAUGGUGAGGGCGCAAUGGUGCCAGAGGUGUUCCCAUCCCAUGCCGAGGCGAUGGCUAUCCUAAGUCGGUUCAAGAGCAUGCCAGAGGUGCCACAGCUAAAGAAGAAGAUGGACCAGGAGACCAUUCUUAGCCGGCGCCUCAUACAACUCCGACAUCAGGUAGAGAAGAUUAGGUGCGAGCGCGAGGACCGUGAGGCCAGGAUUCUCUUGCACAAGGCCAUGGUCAGUGGACACCUCCCAGGAAACAUCGAGGAGCUCACAACCAUGGCCUGGAAGUUAGAGUUAAUCCUUAAGAGCCUGAGGGAGCGCAUCACGAAAAUAACUGGGCAGCUGCCAGUCUACCAAGCCCAGGCGCCAUAUGUCACCGGCGGCAUGGACAUGGGGUCUCCGAUGUAUCAGGCAUUGCGACAGCAGCAGGAGGGAUGGCUUGACAUGGCGAGGUCCCAAGGGAACCCCGACACCCAGAUCUACAAUGGACACAAUACUGGUCUAUGA